AUGGAACCAAGUCCACAGGCCGAGCAGUCAAUUCAGGCCGAUCAACCCAUGCUGGUUGAUGAGGUCGCUACUGUUGCUGAGGCUUCGGCAGCGGACACCGACAUCCCUGCCCAGCCCGAGGCGUCGAGCUCCCGAACCCCACACCCACGCAAGGGCAAGGACGACGAGCCGCAGGAGCCGCUGGAGGAUGUCCUCCGCCGGCGGACAACCAUCAUUCAGGAGGGCGACAACGUCUUGCUCCGCCUUCCCAGCGACACCGUCAAGGCUGUCGUCGCUUCCAAGGACGGACUCGUGCAGCUGGGGAAAUUUGGCGCCUUCCCUGCCAAAUACCUCGUCGGAUUGCACUACGACAUUACCUACGAAAUAGUUCCUAAUCCCGACGCACCCGCGGCUACAGACGUGGCGGAUGUCAUGGAGGAGGCGGUGUUCGGGCAGGCCAAGGGAAAGAAGAGCAAGAAGAAGGGGGGAAAGAAGGCGGGCAAGCAGGACACGCCAGGGUUCAAGAAUAUGCUCCGCCCGCUGCGGCCUCGCGGCAUGGUCGACGCCGUCAUUGACGACAUCAAGGAGACGAACGAGUUCAUCGACGACUCGGAGGAGAACCGCGGCGCUCUGCUGUCGCAGGACGAGAUCAACGAGCUCAAGGCGCAAGGUGUGGGCGCGGAGGAGAUGAUCCGGCGGCAGAUGGAGCGGCACGAGCAGUUUGAGCUCAAGACCGACUUCAGCAAGGAGAAGUGGCUCAAGCGGAAAGAGAAGAAGUACCUGCAGACGAUCCACCCGCUCGCGCCAUCUAGCAUCAAUGUCGUGAACCACUACGCACAACGGUCAGCGCAGAGUAUCCUUUUCCUGCGUGAGGACACCCUCUCGCAGCUGCUCAACCUGAGUAAUGUGCGGCCCGGUGGCCGCUACCUGGUGGUGGACGACACGGGCGGUCUUGUUACGGCUGCCCUGGCUGACCGGAUGGGGUGCGAGGGGCGCAUCCUGCUGUUCACCGACGCGGACUCGCCGCCCGCAUGGGGCGUGCUCAACAUCAUGAACUUCAGCGAGCGCGAGCUCGCGUGCAUCAAGUGGCUGAACUGGAUGGAAGCGGACGAGGAAUACGAGCGUCCCGCACCUCCCGGCGAGGAUGGGAUGCCUGCGAUCGCUGAGGCCAAGACUGCGGCCCGGUUGAGACGGCAUAGAGCGCAGGUCGCUGAGCUCAACGCCACUCGUGCAGAGCUCCACGCCGGAGGAUGGGACGGAAUUGUGUUGGCCACAGAAAUGUCGCCUAUCUCGGUCAUCAACCGUCUCACGCGCUACCUCAUGGGCUCGGGGACCCUCACUGUCUACUCGCCGUUCCAGCAAGUUCUCGCCGAGUCCCUCCAGCACCUGCGCCGGAACCAACAUUACCUCGCGACGCAGCUCACCGAGUCGUGGUCGCGCACUUACCAGGUGCUCCCGGGACGCACGCAUCCCCUCAUGACGACGAGUGCGAUGAGCGGAUACCUCCUCCACGCGACGCGAGUCAUUCCGUCAUCGUUCGUGCCCGAGAGCCACCAGCGGCAUCUCAAGCGGCGCAAAAAGGCCAACGGAGCCGCUGAGGGAACGGGCGAGGCCGAGGUUGACGAGUAG
Cutaneotrichosporon cavernicola is the source of this 1608-nucleotide messenger RNA. RefSeq lists its product as uncharacterized. The transcript is spliced from 4 exons. The record is from RefSeq and is a predicted model, not a curated record. Gene Ontology annotation, cellular component: tRNA (m1A) methyltransferase complex; nucleus. The coding region runs from base 1 to 1608 and encodes 535 amino acids. Gene Ontology annotation, biological process: tRNA methylation. Lineage: Eukaryota; Fungi; Basidiomycota; Tremellomycetes; Trichosporonales; Trichosporonaceae.